AGGCCCAGUGGAUCAUUGUGAGUGCUAAAAAACCGAAUUUGCCACCAACACGCAAUGUGGCAAAGUGAUUGUCAUCUGAGCUACUGUGAAAUCGGGCAUAACCAGGAGGCGUCGAGAGCUAAUCCCAAUCCGAUCCGGCUGUAAAUCCCGCCGCAGGUCACUGCUUUCGGACAACCAGUCUGCCGCCACAUCCAAUGUCUGUUCGAAUAGAAAAGCUAUCGCAGUAGAAAAGUAACCAUAAGCCAGCUGCAAGGCAGGAGGAGGAGGAGCUGGACCCACAUGGCGCCCUUCAAGCUCAAGUUCCGGAUGGGCAGCUCACGUAGCACCUCGCAGGAGCACGACCCGGAUCCGCAGGUGAACGAGGCGCUCCUGGGCGCCCAGCAGCAGCAGCAGGGUCAGCACCAGCACCAGCAUCCGCAUCCGCAGCCCCUCCAGGAGGCAGUGGAGGCCAGCAGCAGCUCCAGCCUCGACCUCGCGGACUCCAGCAGUCUCGGGCAGCUGAGCAGCGAGCGCAAGUUGCUCCUGCCGCCCACCAGCAACAGCAUGCGAUUGGGUUACCUUAACCAGAGCCGCACUCCGUGCAUCAACGAGUCAUUGACGGAUACGGAUGCGGAUACCGUGCCCACAACCCCACCGCCUUCCUACGAGCAUGUGCUAGAAGAGAACACUCGGCUGUCCCAGCACCAGCGACAGUUGUCCCUGGACAGCGCCACUCCCAACCAGAACAGCCGGCGCAGCUCGGCGAACAGCUCGCGGCACAGUGCCGCCCAGCUGAGUGCCGCCUUGGAGCAGCUGGCAGGGAAUGGAGGAGCCGCGGGCAUCGGCAUCUGCAAUGACCCGGACUGCCGGCAGAAUCUGAACAACAACGGCGCCACUAGCCACAGCAACCACAACCAGAACAACAUCAACAACAACGACGGUGAGCAGAUCUUCGAGGGCGUCACCGAACUGGAACUGCGGAGCGACAACGAGGAGCAGCUGAGCAUCAACGAGUUCCUGCUGGAGACGGAGAUGGCGGCAUCACCGUCACGCCGUCCGGAGGAGCGGUAUGCGGGAGCAGGCGAGGAUGAGGAUCAGGGUGGCCAGUGCCAGGACGACCAGUGUGCCCAGUGCAGCGAGGAGCGGGCUUGCGGAGAAGGUGGCGGCCAUGGGGCAACCUUCGACGUGGAUGCGGCCAGCACAAGCAGCCAGGCGGCGGCCUCAUCCGGAGGCGGCCACAACUUCUACGAUCCCCUCCUGAAUCGAGGCAGUUACGCCAAUUACAGCGAGGGUGGCCUUGCGAAUUCGGAUAAUGGUUCUGGGAAUGGGCAGCUGUGCCAGGAGGCCUGCUGCACCGGAUCCGCCUCUGGAUCGACUGCAUCCCGCAGCGGGCGCAGUGGACGGCGGCAGCGACAGCAGCAGCAGCAGGGCCAGUCGCCCAAUUGCCACACCAGCCUGCUCACGCCGGAGAUGAUGAGCAACAAGACGAGCAAGGAGAUCUACAAGGACCUGGCCAAACAGUGGGGCAUCACCUGCAAAAUGUCGGAGAGCUGUCGCUGCAUGGACUGUCAAAGUCACUACUUCGACUGCGACUACGAUGAUAACGAGCACCAGAAGACGGAUGGAGGACUGGGCGCUGGCACGCCCAUGUUUAUCAGCGAGGUGAUGCACGGCUCGGGAUGCAACAUAUUGUAGAGGGGAUCGACAUACGGACUCCCCAAGGAUUUGCUGAAACACUACAAUUAUUUAUCCGUAUUGUACAUGUUGAGAAAGGGCGUAAUUUCACGUAAUUAGCACUGAAUGUUUGCACAUUAUUUUAAGGUAAUGCUGCACUGAUAUACGUUAUUAUAGGGAAUCGGGAGGAACAUUUAUGGAAUGCCAAUUGGCCAGCCGCUUUAGGGGCUUUAAAAGUGGGAAAAAAGGGGAAAAACUACCAGCGAAUCAGGCGGUAAAAAUAUAUUUUUGGUGUUAGCCGUAGGACUUAGGAAAAUCGGUAUGGACAAUUAGGACGGGGGAGGAACGAGUUUCGAAAUUAAUUGAUAGGUAAUAUACCCACCUUGCAAACGAACAUCUAAAUAUCCUUGAGUGUGUUCUUUUUCUAGCGACUUUAUUCGCUUGAACGGUGACUAUUUGGAGGUUUAUACAUCCCAUUCUUUUGCCCAACCUUUUGAGCUUGUCCUUCCGACUUCUUCAUAAGCAUUCCCUUGCUGCUUUGCCCCCCAUACUAUUUAUAUGUAUUUUUCUAAGUGUACAGAAGAUGUGUAGAGAAUCGAGAACGACCACAGCAAAGGGUCGAGAGCUAGAUGAGCGGCAUUCCAGUGCCCUAAGCAACCGGAAAUUCUCCAAACAGAACUCUAAAGCGUUUUCAAAACAAUUUGGUAGAGUUCUAGGCGAAAGUACUCUCAAAACCGGAAAGGCCCGCAUAAAUUACACUACUAGUCAAUGAUAUCCACAUCAGCAAAACCAUAGAAUAAGCAAGUCGGCACUUUUGUGCCCGUUUUUAGACCCAGAUCAGUGGCGGUUCGGGAAAACCAAAGGCCUAUAGGCACUCUGCAAAUGCGAAAGUUAACUUCAUCGAAAUGACGAUACGAACCUUAAUUAUUUACUCGAACAAAACGAAAAUGCAAAACUUAGUCUGAAGGUUAAUAUGGUCCUGAUUUAGAAUCUUGCUUUAUGUGUAUGCUGAAGAUAGUUUCCGAAGAUUAAGCUGGUUUCACUCGACAAAUCCACUUGAUUCUAUCUUGAAAAUUGCAGUUACGCAGGAAAACACAAAAAACGAACGAUAGAGAAAGCAAAAACCGACUAAGUCUGUUAGCUGUUAGAUGGAAUUAGAA
Messenger RNA from Drosophila rhopaloa, 2813 nucleotides. RefSeq names its product hyphally regulated cell wall protein 3. The record is from RefSeq and is a predicted model, not a curated record. The transcript has 7 exons. Bases 280 to 1674 code for a protein of 464 amino acids. Lineage: Eukaryota; Metazoa; Arthropoda; Insecta; Diptera; Drosophilidae.